This is a messenger RNA of Fundulus heteroclitus (mummichog), 3536 nucleotides long. RefSeq names its product kelch domain-containing protein 10. The record is from RefSeq and is a predicted model, not a curated record. Gene Ontology annotation, molecular function: protein binding. Lineage: Eukaryota; Metazoa; Chordata; Actinopteri; Cyprinodontiformes; Fundulidae. Gene Ontology annotation, biological process: positive regulation of stress-activated MAPK cascade. The transcript has 10 exons. Bases 165 to 1412 code for a protein of 415 amino acids.
UCCGACCAGCUGGUUCGCAGGGAGCAGAGGCGACAGCUCGGUUCCAUGUUUGCUAGGCAGCUGCAGCUCGCCUCUUGCAGUCUGAUGCCUGGGCGUUUGGGGGCGAACAGGUUCUGGUCCAGUUCUUGGUGUGAACACGCCGUGCAUUCGUGUCUCCGGGGAAAAUGUCGUCGCUUGAACCGGACGGAACCUUCAGUCUCCUCAAUAUGUUUGAGAAGCUGUCGUGGAGGCCCUGUAACCGCGACUCCGGCUCCAAGAAGCGAGCACGGUGGCUUCAGGCUCGACGCAUCUUCGACGGCCUCAACUUCCGCAUCCCCAACAGGUUCCUGAGAGAAGGACACUGUAUACCGCCGGCACGCAGCGGACACCGCUGCGUUGCAGACAGCUCCAACCUGUACGUGUUCGGAGGUUACAACCCUGACUUUGAGGAGGCAGGCGGGUCGGAGAACGAGGACUACCCUCUCUUCAGGGAGCUCUGGCGGUUUCAUUUUGCCACAGCCACCUGGCAGCAGGUCCGCACAGAGGGCUACAUGCCCACAGAGCUGGCGUCCAUGUCAGCUGUCUUACACGGAAACAACCUGCUUGUGUUUGGUGGCACCGGGAUUCCCUUCGGCGAAAACAACAGCAACGACGUCCACGUCUGCAACGUCCAGUACAGACGGUGGAACCUGCUCAACUGCAAGGGGAAGAAACCAAAUAAGAUCUACGGGCAGGCGAUGGUCAUCAUAAACGACUACCUGUACGUGUUUGGAGGCACAACAGGCUACCUUUACAGCACUGACCUGCACCGGUUGGACCUGAGCACCAGAGAGUGGGUCCAUCUCAAACCCAAAAACGCACCGUUAGAUCUUCCUGAUGAGAGGUACAGACACGAGCUGGCUCAUGACAGACAGAGAAUAUACAUUUUAGGAGGUGGGACCUCCUGGAUGUCGUAUCCGUUAGACAAAAUUCAUGCAUAUAAUUUGGAGACCAAUUACUGGGAAGAAAUAGUAACCAGACCCCAUGAAAACAUAGGUUAUCCUGCUGCUCGCAGAUGUCACAGUUGCGUUCAGGUCAAAGACGACGUGUUUAUAUGCGGGGGUUAUAACGGCGAGCUUAUCCUGUCCGACUUGUGGAAGAUAAACCUGCAGACCUUUCAGUGGAUGAAGCUGCCCGGUGUCAUGCCAGAGCCGGCCUACUUCCACUGCGCCGCAGUCACGCCGGCUGGCUGCAUGUACGUCCACGGCGGGGUCGUCAACAUGUCUGGAAACCGGAGGACUGCCUCUCUGUAUAAAGUGUGGCUGGUUGUGCCCAGCCUGCUGGAAAUGACCUGGGAGAAACUGUUGAAAAUGUUCCCUCACCUAACGCAGCUGUCCACCCUCCAGCUGCUGAGCCUGGGACUGCCGCAUUCACUCGUCCAGAGGCUCAAAUAGACUGAACACCCCCCCCAAAAAAAAAAAGCGACCAGUAAGGAACGAAGACUGACACUAAAGGUGGUGGUAAGCAGGUCAAAGGCGGCUCCGUGAUGCCAGUCGGGAAGAUACUUUGUGGUUUUUGUUGUUGUUGUUCUUGAAAUACACUUGAGCUUAUCUGUUAAAAAUUCAAACGUCCAUCGGAGGCAGCGAAGCUGUGCAGAUUUUAACUUCUAUGCACAUGUCAAACUUGACUUCACCGUGCAUGUUCCUUUCUUUGCCCCAGACACUUGUAGAGCAUGAAGGAAAAAUUCACAAACCCAUUUAAGUGAAAUUGGCUGCCGGUUGAGUCAUUUUAAGAUUUUGCCGAUUGCUUAGCACCACACUGAACCCUGCUGCAGUGGUUCCUCGUUUUGACCGCAGGAAAUCUCUAGCUGGUUUAUAAAUGCUUGGUUGGAAAAUAACUCCCCAGCGUUGGCGUCUCUCUGCAACGCUUUUAAAGAGAUCUCAGUUUAUUUUAAAUGUCCAGCUGUUCAAACUGAAAAAUUAUCCAUUUAUUGAUCACAUUUUGCUUCUCUGUUCAGAGGAAAACCCGCCGCCUCUUUUUAAAGGCUCACUGUGAAACUUCUGGUGCCUCUACAAACGUUUCUUAUCUUUAGGGUUCCUACACAGCUACCAUUUAAAAUCACACCCUUUCCCAGUCACACGUUUCCAUAUGAUUCUCGCAGUUUUUAGGGAUUUGGGUGGAAAACAUUUUUCCUGGAUAAUGCUUUUACGAUUAGGAACGAUGCAAUGCUAAAGUAUGCUUCCCAUUCGGCGGUACGAUAAAGGGGUAUUCCACUACAUUAUUGGCAUCCAAACUAAUUUAGAUCAGCUCUUAGGACCAAACGGCAAUUCUUUCAAGCACAAUUUAGGAUCUUUAAUACUUUAUUCUGUUUACGCUUUAUUUGCAGAGAUCCAGUCUAGAUAGUGGAAGAAAAAAACAGGAGUUCUAGUUUCCUAGAACCUACAAAGGCAGUCAAAUGGCCAUUUUUUUUAUUUUUGGGGGCGACUCAAAUCAAAAUUUUGCUGCUUUUUAAAUGCUAAACUCAAUCUGUGAUUAGGUCAAAUAUAAACAUCAAUAAAAAAUGUGUUUUUUAAAUUUAUUUGCAUUUUUUCUUUUUAUAGAAAUUAGAAAAAAUGUCUAGAAUUUCACAAUUUUCUAUUUUUCAAACUUUUCCUGGAAAACCACUCCAUACUUUCCAAGACUGUGUAGGAACCCAGUAUCUUCAUUAUGAAUUUGCACAUGAUGGUUCACAUUAUUUCCCUUCAUGCAUUUGGUGCCUUUUGAUCCCCCAAAUUGCAGAUUAUUCAAACUUUUGUCUCUUUUUUUUUUUUUUUUAAAGAAUAUGUAUUGAUUAUUUUUUUUAACUGGGCUGAUGGUGCUCUACACCUCAUCAGGAAGACCUUGCAUACACUUUUAAGUUAUUUAUUUUAAGCAUCGUGCUGCUCAUUUUCUCAACUUUUGAAAACAUGUCCUGUAUCAGUUGCCUCUUUUUUUUUUCUUUUUUUUAUGGUCCCAUUUUCAGCUUUUACAUUGUAACAUACUGUUAGUUUUAGAUAUUUUUUCCCCUUUGGGGAGUGUUUGUAACUUAGGCUGGUUUGUAAUUUCGCCUUGUCAGCGUGUGUAAGGUGUACUCAGGAUAUUUAAAACUGUGACGGGUGUGAAGUUCUCUGCAGACUAACCAAAUGUGAGGAGUUACUUUGGAGAUACUGUUGCAGGCCUUUUUUUUCCCCACCUGUUGAAUCAUAAUUUUGUCUCACAAAACUUACUGUUUGAUACUUUUGAAUUUUCUUCCUUUUGCUCCUCAAAUAGUUUUGCUUAGUUAAUUUUUGACAUUUCGUGGCCUUAUUUAUGCUUUAAUUUUUCUGAAGCAGCGUGCUCGGUAAAUGUAUCGGCCUGUCUAGGUUUGCAUCCCCUUCUGUUCAUGAAAGCUGGAUCUUCUGCAUGCCUAUAUGGUCGACAUGUCGCUUUGUACAUAUUCUUACGGGGAAGAAAAGAAUGUCUCCUCUAAGGAAAAUAUGGCUGUGUUGUUUUGUAACUCUUAAUCUUUGGUUUGUGCAAAUAAUAAAAACAGGCAGCUGUUUGUUUUUUGAGAAAAGAAA